Molecule: messenger RNA, 4513 nt
Organism: Morone saxatilis (striped sea-bass)
Lineage: Eukaryota; Metazoa; Chordata; Actinopteri; Moronidae
Product: slit homolog 1 protein-like
Exons: 32
Coding region: 75-4052 (1325 amino acids)
Biological process (GO): axon guidance; negative chemotaxis
Molecular function (GO): heparin binding; calcium ion binding; Roundabout binding
Source: RefSeq, a predicted model, not a curated record
GAAGGAAGGUAAAGGAAGGGAUAGGAUCUGUCGGCUGGUUUCUGCAGUGUGGUGGAGUGCUGCAGGAGAGCAGGAUGCCUGCUGGGAGAAGCGGGGAUGGAGCUGGGUCAGGAGGCUGCGGGACGACGGCGGCCCCAGGCCGGGCUUUUCGGUCUGGGCUGCGGAAGAUGCUGGCGUGGGCCAUCCUGGUGCUGGUGGCAGGAUGGGGAGGUGUGGAGGCAUGCCCCACUCCCUGCAACUGCCUGGGGAACACGGUGGACUGCCAUGGCCUGGGGAUCCACUCCGUACCCAAAAACAUUCCCAGGGGCACUGAGAGGCUUGAUCUGAACGGAAACAACCUGACAGUCAUCAGCAAGACAGACUUCUCUGGUCUCAAACACCUCAGAGUCCUUCAUCUGAUGGAGAACCAGAUCAGUAACGUUGAGAGAGGAGCUUUUGAUGAACUGAAGGAGCUGGAGAGACUUCGCCUCAACAAGAACCGUCUCAGCCAACUUCCGGAGCUGCUGUUUCAGAAGAAUGAAGCCCUGUCUCGACUGGACCUGAGUGAAAAUUUCAUCCAGGCCGUCCCGAGGAGGGCCUUCAGGGGAGCCACGGACCUCAAAAACCUUCAGCUGGAUAAGAACCAUAUCAGCUGUAUAGAGGAGGGGGCGUUUCGAGCUCUACGGUCUCUGGAAGUACUCACGCUGAACAACAACAACAUCAGCAGUAUUCCAGUCUCCAGUUUCAACCACAUGCCGAAGCUCCGCACCUUUCGUCUCCACUCAAACUCUCUGCGCUGUGACUGUCACCUGGCCUGGCUGUCUCCAUGGCUCCGGCAGCGGGCGGCUUUGGGCCUCUACACUCAGUGCAGCUCCCCUCCCUCGCUGAGGGGCCUGAACCUCGCCGAGCUGCGCAAGAGCGACUUCGCCUGCUCAGGCCACGGCGGCAGUGCCUUCGUUCAGCCGUGCAGCCUGGCGUCCGGCUCCUGCCCUCCCAUGUGUUCCUGCAGCAACAACAUCGUGGACUGUCGAGGGAGGGGCCUCACUGCCAUCCCCGCCCACCUGCCUGAGGCCAUGACUGAGAUACGUUUGGAGCAGAAUGGCAUCAAGUCGGUUCCUCCGGGUGCCUUCACCUCCUACAAGAAGCUUCGUCGAAUAGACCUGAGUAACAACCAGAUAUCUGAGAUUGCUCCUGAUGCUUUCCACGGCCUCCGAGCUCUCAACUCCCUGGUUCUGUAUGGUAAUAAGAUCACUGAGCUGCCCGGCGGAGUGUUUGAUGGCCUGGCCUCUCUGGAGCUGCUGUUGCUGAACGCCAAUAAGAUCCACUGCAUCAGAGCCUCGGUGUUCAAAGAUCUGGAGAACUUGGCUCUGCUGUCGCUAUAUGACAACAAAAUCCAGAGUCUGGCAAAAGGCACCUUCAGCUCGCUGCACAGCAUCCAGACGCUCCACCUGGCCCAGAACCCCUUCGUGUGUGACUGUAAUGUGAAGUGGCUGGCUGACUUCCUGCGCUCCAACCCCAUAGAGACCAGUGGAGCACGCUGCGCCAGCCCUCGCCGCCUCGCCAACAAACGCAUCGCACAGAUCAAGAGCAACAAGUUCCGCUGCUCCGCCAAGGAGCAGUACCACAUCCCAGGUACUGAAGACAGGCGUCUGAGCUACGAGUGUAACAGUAAGCCAGUGUGUCCUGCCAAGUGUCGCUGUGAGGCAAACGUGGUCGACUGCUCCAACCUCCGCCUCACCAAGUUCCCUGAACACCUGCCCUCCUCCACUGAAGAGCUAGAUCUGAGCAACAAUAAAAUCAGCUCCCUUUCUGAUGACUCUUUCUCCAACAUGAGCCAGCUCACCACUCUGAUCCUCAGCUACAACUCUCUGCGCUGUAUCCCUCCUCUGGCACUGGGUGGCCUGCGCUCUUUGAGACUGCUCUCUCUCCAUGGCAACGACAUCUCCGAGCUGCAGCAGGGCAUCUUCAGCGACGUGGCCUCCCUGUCUCACCUAGCGAUCGGAGCCAACCCUUUGUACUGUGACUGCCGUCUGCUCUGGCUGUCAGACUGGGUGAAGAGCGGCUAUAAGGAGCCCGGUAUCGCCCGCUGUGCCGGACCGCACGGUAUGGAGGGCAAGCUUCUGCUCACCACUCCAGCCGACAAGUUCCAGUGUCUGGGUCCGGUAGAGGCGUCUGUUCAGGCCAAAUGCAGCCCGUGUGUGGCCUCUCCCUGCCAGAACCAGGGCGUCUGUCAAGUCGACCACACGCAACUGUACACGUGUACCUGCAAGUCUGGCUUCACGGGUAAACACUGUGAGACUCCAGUUGAUGCCUGUGUCAGUAAUCCCUGCACCAAUGGAGGAGUCUGCCUCAGUGACGAACAGACCAGAGGGUUCAGCUGCGCCUGUGCAUUCGGUUUCCACGGUACCUUCUGCGAGGUGAACGUGGACGACUGUCAGGACCAUGGGUGUGAGAACGGCGCCACCUGUGUGGACGGAGUGGGCAACUACACCUGCCUGUGUCCUCCAAACUACAUAGGUCUGUUUUGUGAGGAAGAGGAGGGUUUGUGUUCUCCAGGUAGAAACCCCUGUCAGCAUCAGUCCACCUGCAUCAGCACUCCUACCGGCCCCAGGUGUGUGUGUAUUCCAGGCUGGCUGGGGCCAGACUGCGGUAUAGAUUAUAAUGAAUGUGUGGACCAUCGCUGUCAGAACGGAGCUCAGUGCGUCGACCAUCUGGACGGCUACAGCUGCGUCUGUCCACAGGGAUACAGUGGUGAGUUUUGUGAGGUGGCCCUUCCUUCCCUGUCACCCUGCCACCUGGCUCAGUGUCAAAACGGCGCCCCCUGUGUGGAGCAGACGGGGACUGCGGUGUGUCAGUGUCUGCCGGGCUUUGAGGGUCAGAGCUGCGAGAAGCUGGUCAGCGUCAACUUUGUCGACAGAGAUUCUUACGUUCAGCUCCAAGACGUCAAGAACUGGCCUCAAACCAACAUCACACUGCAGGUGUCAACAGCAGAGGACAACGGCAUCUUGCUCUAUAACGGAGACAACGAGCCGAUUGCUGUGGAGCUCCAUCAGGGUCAUGUCAGGGUCACGUAUGACCCUGGGAACCAGCCGGCCACUGCUAUCUACAGCACUGAGACGGUGAACGACGGGCAGUUUCACACAGUAGAGCUGGUGACCUUUAACCGGAUGGUGAACCUGUCUGUGGAUGGAGGAGAGCCGACGACUCUGGGCAGUCAGGGCCGGAGCCAGCCGAUGACAACGGAGACGCCUCUGUACGUAGGAGGUAUGCCUGAGGAGGUGAUGCCCACCUCUCUGGGUCUCUCCUCUCAGACCAUCAACAUGUCCAGUUUCCACGGCUGCAUCAGGAAUCUAUACAUCAACCACGAGCUGCAGGACUUCACCCGCAGCCACAUGAAGCCGGGGGUGGUGCCGGGCUGUCAGGCCUGCCGCAAGCUCUACUGUCUGCACGGCAUCUGCCAGCCCAACGCUGCACAGGGUCCCCAGUGUCACUGCCAGUCAGGUUGGACCGGACAACACUGUGACCAGCCAAUUACAGGAGGCCUUACUGGAGCGGAUGUUGUCACCACGGCAACUGGUGUCAACCCGUGCGAAGGCAGCAAGUGUGUGAAGGGCGUGUGCAUGGCGCUGGAUGCGCAGACGUACCGCUGCGACUGCGAGGAGGGAUAUCGCGGUGCGCUGUGUAACCUGCAGGGGGAGCCGGCAGGUUUGUGUCAGGGUCUGCAGUGUUUGCACGGCCAGUGUGAGGAGACCGAGGACGGAGAGCACUGCGUCUGUGAGCAGGGAUACACCGGAGAGAGCUGUGAUAUAGAGACUCCAUGUCGAGGUGAGCCGGUGAGAGAUUACCACCGGCUGCAGCGCGGCACCGUCCUCUGCCAGACGUCCAAGCCGUUCUCCUGGGUCGAAUGUCGGGGCCGGUGCCAGGCGGGAACCGAGCCGGGCACCACCACCGCUUCCUGCUGCGCCCCCCUGAGGGUCCGACGCCGGCGGCUCACCUUCGAAUGCGACGACGGGACCUCGUUUACACAGGACGUGGAGAAGCCUGUGGAAUGUGGCUGCAAGGAGUGUGUGUAGUGCUGUGGAUGUGAUGGUGCGAACAUACACACUCGCAGACACACACACACACACACACACACACACGUCCAAACACAACACACACCAAGCUAAAGAGGUACACACACUGUAGGGAUUCUAUCACUGAUAAACGGACAUUUUGGUGUUUGUUUCGUGUGUUUUUGCGCACAGACGCAGUUUUGUAACAUAAGACAGUUCUUCCCUCUCGAAACAUGAAAUCAACCAGUCAACCUCAUCGUCAUCUUCCUCCUUUCACCUGCUGCGGGAGAACCUGCGCUAACUACCUAACCCCGGCUCAUUUUUAAUACCGGUGUGUGGAAAAGCCUCCGUAUGCCUUCCCAUAUGUGUUUCUGAUGUGUGGCUGGUUAAGUGCUGCUCUUCAUUCACUCACAGCUACGACGGCGAGCGACGACUUGUUGCAAGAAAUAAAGGUACUAAUUUAAGCAGCAGACUCGCUUAUG